CUAUUUUCGUCUGCACUUGAUUGAAGUUUUAACAAUAACAAUGGGAAAAUAACCUAUAAAACUACAAAAAUAAUUUCAAAAUGCGAUUUACAGUACUCUUUCGUAUCCCAAAAACAUUAUUAUCAUCCCACGCUGUACGUAAUUACUCCGAAUAUGUGCCAAAAGCCCUGAGAAGCUUAAAACCAAAGUCUACUCGUAACACAGUACAGUAUUACGUUGAUUCGUGCCGAGUGAGGACCGUAGCGGGCAAUGGGGGAGACGGCUGCAUCUCCUUCCUCAGCGUGUGGUGCAACGACCAGGCCGGACCCGACGGAGGGGAUGGGGGGCACGGCGGACAUGUUAUUUUCCAGGCGACACACUCAAAGAAAAGCUUAAACCACUGCAAGUCAGUGAUCCAGGCCAAGCACGGUGAGAAAGGAAAUCACAAGGACUGCACCGGGAAGAACGCCGCCCAUAUUGUUGUGGAGGUGCCUCUAGGCACGAUAAUCCGGGACAGCUCGGGCCGCGUGGUGGGCGACCUGCAGCAAGAGGGAACAAUGUUUGUUGCGGCGCGGGGGGGCUGCGGGGGCCGCGGAAACAAGUUCUUCCUCACGGACACUGAGCAGGCGCCCAUGGUGGCGGAGUGCGGCGCGGACGGCGAGAGCUGCCACUACUCGCUGGAGGUGCGGUCGAUGGCGCACCUGGGCCUCAUCGGCUUCCCCAACGCGGGCAAGAGCACGUUGCUGCGUGCAGUGAGCCGCGCGCGCCCCGCCGUGGCGCCCUACCCCUUCACCACGCUACGCCCGCACGUCGGCAUGAUUCCGUAUGACGACUACGAGCAAGUGGCCAUCGCGGACUUGCCCGGGCUGAUCCCCGGAUCGCACAAGAACUACGGGCUGGGUAUACAAUUCCUCAAACACGCGGAAAGAUGUCGGGGCCUGAUAUUCCUCCUGGACGGCACCAACGACCCGCGGGGGCAAUACCGCUCCCUGUCGCACGAGCUGGCGCACUACAGCGAGCAGUUGGCACAGCGCCCGCGAUGCGUCGUGCUCAACAAGACUGACGUGGCGGGCGUGCACCACGUGCUGGCGGACCUCCGGAAGACCAUGGACGUGGUGGGCAUUUCCGCUAAGACGGGCAGCAACCUGGGAGAACUGCUGAAGGUCAUUCGCAGGAUGUAUGAUGAGGAAGACGACGCGGUUGACUAAUAAAUGUAUUCUAGUAUUAAAAA
This is a messenger RNA of Pararge aegeria (speckled wood butterfly), 1210 nucleotides long. RefSeq names its product mitochondrial ribosome-associated GTPase 2. Gene Ontology annotation, molecular function: GTP binding; GTPase activity; magnesium ion binding. Bases 81 to 1187 code for a protein of 368 amino acids. Gene Ontology annotation, cellular component: mitochondrion. Lineage: Eukaryota; Metazoa; Arthropoda; Insecta; Lepidoptera; Nymphalidae. The record is from RefSeq and is a predicted model, not a curated record. The transcript has 6 exons.